AUGGCGGCCCAGGUGACGCUGGAGGACGCGCUGUCCAACGUGGACCUGCUGGAGGAGCUGCCUCUGCCCGACCAGCAGCCCUGCAUCGAGCCCCCGCCGUCCUCGCUGCUGUACCAGCCGAAUUUCAACACUAACUUCGAAGACAGAAAUGCAUUUGUCACCGGAAUUGCAAGAUACAUUGAACAAGCCACCGUGCAUUCUGGCAUGAACGAGAUGCUGGAGGAGGGCCAGGGCUACGCCGUCAUGCUGUACACCUGGAGGAGCUGCUCCCGGGCCAUCCCACAGGUGAAAUGUAACGAGCAGCCUAACCGAGUGGAAAUUUACGAGAAGACGGUGGAAGUCCUCGAGCCGGAGGUCACAAAACUGAUGAAUUUUAUGUACUUCCAGAGGAACGCCAUCGAGCGCUUCUGCGGGGAGGUGCGGCGCCUGUGCCACGCAGAGCGCAGGAAGGACUUUGUGUCGGAGGCCUACCUGGUCACACUGGGCAAGUUCAUCAACAUGUUCGCCGUGCUGGACGAGCUCAAGAACAUGAAGUGCAGUGUGAAGAACGACCACUCGGCCUACAAGCGGGCUGCUCAGUUUCUGCGGAAGAUGGCAGACCCGCAGUCGAUCCAGGAGUCACAGAACCUGUCCAUGUUCCUGGCCAACCACAACAAGAUCACACAGUCUCUGCAGCAGCAGCUUGAGGUCAUUGCUGGCUACGAAGAGCUCCUGGCAGACAUCGUGAACCUGUGCGUGGAUUACUACGAGAACAGGAUGUACCUGACGCCCAGCGAGAAACACAUGCUCCUCAAAGUCAUGGGAUUUGGUCUGUACUUGAUGGAUGGGAGUGUCAGCAACAUCUAUAAACUAGACGCCAAGAAAAGAAUAAACUUGUCCAAGAUCGACAAGUUUUUCAAGCAGCUGCAGGUGGUCCCACUGUUUGGGGACAUGCAGAUAGAACUCGCAAGAUACAUCAAGACCAGCGCCCACUACGAGGAGAACAAAUCUCGGUGGACGUGCACGUCCUCCAGCAGCAGCCCCCAGUACAACAUCUGCGAGCAGAUGAUCCAGAUCCGCGAGGACCACAUGCGCUUCAUCUCCGAGCUGGCGCGCUACAGCAACAGCGAGGUUGUCACGGGCUCCGGCCGCCAGGAGGCCCAGAAGACGGACGCCGAGUACCGGAAGCUCUUCGACCUGGCGCUGCAGGGCCUUCAGCUGCUGUCCCAGUGGAGCGCGCACGUGAUGGAGGUGUAUUCGUGGAAACUGGUGCACCCGACAGACAAGUACUCCAACAAGGACUGCCCCGACAACGCUGAGGAGUACGAGCGUGCCACGCGCUACAACUACACCAGCGAGGAGAAGUUCGCGCUGGUGGAGGUGAUCGCCAUGAUCAAGGGCCUGCAGGUGCUGAUGGGCAGGAUGGAGAGCGUGUUCAACCAUGCGAUCCGGCACACGGUGUACGCCGCCCUGCAGGACUUCUCGCAGGUCACGCUGCGGGAGCCGCUGCGCCAGGCCAUCAAGAAGAAGAAGAACGUCAUCCAGAGUGUGCUGCAGGCCAUCAGGAAGACCGUGUGCGACUGGGAGACCGGCCACGAGCCCUUCAACGACCCGGCCCUGCGGGGCGAGAAGGACCCCAAGAGCGGCUUCGACAUCAAAGUGCCGCGGCGCGCCGUGGGACCCUCCAGUACGCAGCUUUACAUGGUGAGAACCAUGCUAGAGUCCCUCAUUGCGGACAAAAGUGGCUCCAAGAAAACCCUGAGGAGUAGCCUUGAGGGGCCCACCAUUCUGGACAUAGAGAAAUUCCACCGCGAGUCCUUCUUCUACACUCACUUGAUAAACUUCAGCGAGACCCUGCAGCAGUGCUGCGACCUCUCGCAGCUGUGGUUCCGAGAGUUCUUCCUGGAGCUCACCAUGGGCCGGCGCAUCCAGUUCCCCAUCGAGAUGUCCAUGCCCUGGAUCCUGACCGACCACAUCCUGGAGACCAAGGAGGCGUCCAUGAUGGAGUACGUCCUCUACUCCCUGGACCUUUACAACGACAGCGCCCACUACGCCCUCACCAGGUUCAACAAGCAGUUUCUCUACGACGAGAUCGAGGCAGAGGUGAAUCUGUGCUUCGACCAGUUUGUGUACAAGUUGGCCGACCAGAUCUUUGCAUAUUACAAGGUCAUGGCCGGAAGCUUGCUUCUGGACAAACGGCUGAGGUCCGAAUGCAAGAACCAGGGGGCCACGAUCCACCUCCCGCCCUCCAACCGCUACGAGACGCUGCUCAAGCAGAGGCACGUGCAGCUCCUGGGCAGGUCCAUUGACCUCAAUCGCCUGAUCACCCAGCGCGUCUCGGUGGCCAUGUACAAGUCCCUGGAACUGGCUAUCGGACGCUUUGAAAGCGAAGACCUGACCUCAAUCGUUGAGCUGGACGGCCUCUUGGAAAUCAACCGCAUGACACACCAGCUGCUGAGCAGGUACCUGUCGCUGGACAGCUUCGACGCCAUGUUCCGGGAGGCCAACCACAACGUGUCCGCGCCCUACGGCAGGAUCACCCUGCACGUCUUCUGGGAGCUCAACUACGACUUCCUGCCCAACUACUGCUACAACGGCUCCACCAACCGAUUUGUUCGGACAGUAUUACCAUUUUCUCAAGAAUUUCAAAGAGACAAGCAGCCAAACGCACAGCCCCAGUAUUUGCAUGGGUCCAAGGCGCUGAACCUGGCGUACUCCAGCAUCUACGGAAGCUUCCGGAACUUCGUGGGGCCCCCGCACUUCCAGGUCAUCUGCCGGCUGCUCGGCUACCAGGGCAUCGCGGUCGUCAUGGAGGAGCUGCUGAAGGUCGUCAAGAGCCUGCUGCAGGGCACCAUCCUGCAGUACGUGAAGACGCUGAUGGAGGUGAUGCCCAAGAUCUGCCGCCUGCCCCGGCACGAGUACGGCUCCCCCGGCAUCCUGGAGUUCUUCCACCACCAGCUGAAGGACAUCGUGGAGUACGCGGAGCUGAAGACCGUGUGCUUCCAGAACCUGCGGGAGGUGGGCAACGCCGUGCUCUUCUGCCUGCUCAUCGAGCAGAGCCUGUCCCUGGAGGAAGUGUGUGACUUGCUGCACGCAGCCCCCUUCCAGAACAUCCUGCCGCGUGUCCACGUGAAAGAGGGAGAGCGGCUCGACGCCAAGAUGAAGCGGCUGGAGUCCAAGUACGCCCCCCUGCACCUCGUCCCCCUGAUCGAGAGGCUGGGGACCCCUCAGCAAAUCGCCAUCGCGAGAGAGGGGGACCUGCUGACCAAGGAGCGGCUCUGCUGUGGCCUGUCCAUGUUCGAGGUCAUCCUGACGCGGAUCCGGACCUUCCUGGACGACCCCAUCUGGCGCGGGCCCCUGCCCAGCAAUGGCGUCAUGCACGUGGACGAGUGUGUGGAGUUCCACCGGCUGUGGAGCGCCAUGCAGUUCGUGUACUGCAUCCCCGUGGGCACGCACGAGUUCACGGUGGAGCAGUGCUUUGGCGACGGGCUGCACUGGGCCGGCUGCAUGAUCAUCGUGCUCCUCGGGCAGCAGCGGCGCUUUGCUGUCCUGGACUUCUGCUACCACCUGCUUAAGGUCCAGAAACAUGACGGCAAAGACGAGAUCAUCAAGAAUGUGCCUUUGAAGAAGAUGGUGGAGAGAAUUCGCAAGUUCCAGAUCCUGAACGACGAGAUCAUCACCGUGCUGGACAAGUACCUGAAGUCGGGCGACGGGGAGAGCACGCCCGUGGAGCACGUGCGCUGCUUCCAGCCCCCGAUCCACCAGUCCCUGGCCAGCAGCUGA
Molecule: messenger RNA, 3762 nt
Organism: Pipistrellus nathusii (Nathusius's pipistrelle)
Lineage: Eukaryota; Metazoa; Chordata; Mammalia; Chiroptera; Vespertilionidae
Source: the annotation of a GenBank genome assembly